GGCUGAUGACGCAAGAGCCCGCGCUCGACGUUUCAGCGAUUGGCAAAGCGGGUUGAGGGGAAGAGUUGGGGUCCGGGCGUGCCAACUCUGGGAGCACCAGGUUGAGAUAGGUCGGCCAACCAGUGAGAUACUUCAGAAUAACAGAAGGCAUGACCAUGUUUGCCUCAGCUCUUUAUAAGAGUGAAGUUUCAUUGGAGUAAUGUAAUUUCAAGAUGCCAGGGCGUUCCAGUUCAAAUUCAGGUUCAACAGGUUUCAUAUCCUUCAGCGGUGUAGAGUCUGCUCUCUCCUCCUUAAAAAACUUCCAGUCCUGUAUCAGCUCUGGAAUGGACACAGCUUCUAGUGUUGCUUUGGAUCUUGUGGAAACUCAGACUGAAGUGAGCAGUGAAUAUAGUAUGGACAGGGCGAUGGUUGAAUUUGCGAUGAUGGAUCGGGAACUAAACCAUUACAUUAAGGCCGUUCAAUCUACAAUAAAUCAUAAGCCAAACUUAUCUUUGUCGAGUCCAGCUGUCACAGGAACAACACACAAGGCAGUUAAG
Messenger RNA from Castor canadensis (American beaver), 536 nucleotides. The record is from RefSeq and is a predicted model, not a curated record. NCBI's taxonomy places the organism in Eukaryota, Metazoa, Chordata, Mammalia, Rodentia, Castoridae.